This is a messenger RNA of Taeniopygia guttata (zebra finch), 1333 nucleotides long. RefSeq names its product surfeit 6 (gene SURF6). Gene Ontology annotation, biological process: ribosomal small subunit biogenesis; ribosomal large subunit biogenesis. Gene Ontology annotation, cellular component: nucleolus. Gene Ontology annotation, molecular function: DNA binding; RNA binding. The record is from RefSeq and is a predicted model, not a curated record. Lineage: Eukaryota; Metazoa; Chordata; Aves; Passeriformes; Estrildidae.
CGCUUCAUCCAUCACUUCCUGCCCGGGGCUCCACGCGGAGCGCUCCGCCAUCCCCACGCUGCCCCGGGCACCUCUGGGACCGGGCUGGCAAUGGCCAGCCUGGCCGCCCAGGACUCCUACCUGCAGGGCUUGGCCAGGAGGGCCGGCGUGCAGCACGCCCCGGAGUCGCGGAAGAGGAAGUUUGUGUCUAAGCCAGGCCAGCCCGAGGAUUCUGGUAGACAGGUCAAAAAACAGAAGAAAAAGAAGCCCAAGAAGCAAACUGAGAAGAAGAAUGCUCCUUCAGCCAAGCAGGUGCUUUCUAACACCAGUAAACCCACUCCAGGACAGAAAGCAGCACCUCAAGCCAGCAAAUCAUCUCCGCAGGGUGGUGCACAGAACAGAAAGGAGAGUUUGCCUACUGGAAGUAAAAGUGAACUGAGUUCCCCUUCUGUUUCUGCAAUCAGUCUGUUGCGUCAGAGACUCCACGAGAAGAUUAAAAAGGCUUCUGGACAGGAUAAUGCCAAGGAGUUAACCCCUGCAGUCCUGGAGAAGAGGCAGCGAAGAAAGUAUGAGAGAGAGAGAAAGAAACGCCGGCGAAAGGAGUUGAAGAUGAAAGCAAAAAUGGAGAAGAAAGAGACUGAGGAGGCACCAGCAGAGCCAGAAAACAAAAAGGAGGAGAGCAAAGCUGAGAUUGUCUUCAACAGGGUUGAAGUUCAUGAAGAGAAUGACUUAAACAAGGUCCAGAAAAAGAAAGAGAAGAGGAAAGCAGUGAAAGGCAAUAUCACUCCUCUGACAGGCAAGAACUACAAGCAGCUGCUGAGCAGGCUGGAGAUCAGGAAGAAUAAACUGGAGGAGCUGAAGGAGAAGGACGAGAAGAAAGCUCAGGAGCUGGAGACCAAGAUAAAAUGGACAAAUGCUCUCUAUAAGGCAGAAGGGGUGAAGAUCCGUGACGACGAGGAGCGUCUGAAGGAGGCCCUGAAGCGCAAGGAGAAGCGGAAAGCCCAGCGCAAGAGGCAGUGGGAGGAACGGACUGUGAGGGUGGUGGAAAAGAUGCAGCAGAGGCAGGACAAGCGCAAGAAGAACAUCCAGAAGAAGAAGAAGGAGAGGAUAGAGAAGAAGAAAGCCAGGGCCCGGAAGAAGGGCCGAGUUCUGCCAGAGGACUUGAAAAAAGCUGGGUUAAAGUGAGAGGGAGGCAGCUCCUGGCAUUGGGGUUCCAGGGUGGGGUGUCUGUCUGUCACACGGGGCUGUGUCACUGUCCCAGGCUGUGGGGCAGGCACUGCCACAGCUUCCCAGCCUCAUCAUGCUAAAAAAAACAGUUGUAUGUUUGUUAAUAAAGUUUUCUAUACUAAAGAAA